CUGACAACCCUAUCGAUUGCUUCUAGAAAAGUCGGCAUUUUUCGCAUUUUCACCUUGCACGGCACAUUUCGCAGCGUGUUUCAUUAAAUAAUUGAACAAUAAUACAGGAAAAAUUGUAAUUGGACAGCGUCAUCCUCUCCCUUAUCAGAAAUGGACAAGGUGAACGAACUCAAGGAAAAGGGCAACCAGGCGCUCAGUGCCGAGAAGUUCGACGAGGCGGUGGCGGCGUACACAGAGGCCAUCGCGCUGGACAGCCAGAACCAUGUGCUCUACAGCAACCGUUCGGCGGCAUUCGCCAAGGCCGGAAAGUUCCAGGAGGCGCUGGAAGACGCGGAGAAGACCAUUCAGCUGAAUCCCACUUGGCCGAAGGGUUACUCACGCAAAGGAGCUGCCGCUGCGGGUCUAAGUGACUUCAUGAAGGCUUUUGAAGCGUACAACGAAGGUCUCAAGUACGAUCCCACGAACGCUGUGCUCCUGCAGGGUCGCAUGGAAAUUACCGCCUCGGCUCUAAACUUUAUGCAAUCGCAAGGUGAUAUACCCAUGGACGUAGAUCCCCAGCAGGCGCGCACCCGCAGGGCUCCAUCGCCACCGCCGGCGAAACCGGCUGAGCCCCCAAAGCCCGCUGAACCUCGGGUAGAAGACAUGACUGAGGAGCAAAAGAAUAAGUACUUUGCGAAGAAGGAGAAGGAACUGGGCAACGCCGCCUACAAGAAGAAGGAGUUCGAAACGGCUCUAAAACACUACAACGCUGCCAUUGAACACGAUCCCACGGAUAUCACGUUCUACAACAACAUAGCUGCUGUUCACUUUGAGCGCAAGGAGUAUGAGGAGUGCAUUAAGCAGUGCGAGAAGGGCAUUGAGGUGGGGCGCGAAAGCCGCGCCGACUUCAAGCUGAUAGCCAAGUCAUUUGCCCGCAUCGGAAACACCUAUCGUAAGCUAGAGAACUACAAACAGGCGAAGGUUUACUAUGAGAAGGCCAUGUCCGAGCAUCGCACCCCUGAGAUCAAGACCUCGCUGAGCGAGGUGGAGGCCAAAAUCAAGGAGGAGGAGCGAAUGGCCUACAUCAAUCCGGAGAAGGCCGAGGAAGAGAAGGAGCAGGGCAACCUCUUCUUCAAGAAGGGCGACUACAGCACCGCUGUAAAGCACUACACCGAGGCCAUCAAGCGUAAUCCGGAUGAUCCCAAGCUGUACAGUAACCGCGCCGCCUGCUACACCAAGCUGGCUGCUUUUGAUCUUGGCCUCAAGGACUGCGACACUUGCAUCAAGCUGGAUGAAAAGUUCAUAAAGGGCUACAUCCGCAAGGGCAAAAUCCUGCAGGGCAUGCAGCAACAAUCCAAGGCGCAGGCCGCUUACCAAAAGGCCUUGGAACUGGACCCCAACAACGCAGAGGCCGUCGAAGGCUACCGUCAGUGCUCGAUGAACUUCCAGCGCAAUCCGCAGGAGGUCCUCAAGAACGCCAUGUCCGACCCGGAGAUUCAACAGAUUUUAAAGGACCCGGCUAUGCGUAUGAUCCUCGAGCAGAUGCAGAACGAUCCCAAUGCGGUCAAAGAACACUUGCAGAAUCCAGCCAUCGCCGAUAAGAUAAUGAAACUGCUGGAGUCGGGCAUCAUUCAGAUACACUAGGCACUCCAGAUCCACAAACAUCCUCAUACAUUCACUAACUCACACACAAACCCCAUUGAUAAACAUUCAGGAGACAACCAUUACGCAUUAAACAAAAUGUAUGGCACCUCUAAGCUGGUUAACCAAUAUAUCGUUUUUGAUGAAACGGGCCACAAUUAACGCUAAACGUAAUUACCUAAGAGAUCGCAUUGCCUAUUCGCAGAACGACGAUAACUACCACUAAAAGAAAUUUAAACUAAAUGGAGGAAACAAAAUCAUUGAUAAACAUCUGCCUAAUUGAUUUACGCAGAUGGGUGGAGUAGGCUCCAAACGUCAUGGUCCUUAUUUUCUUACUACAAUAAAUAUGCUGUAGCUUAGCUCUAAAAUAAGUUUCUGUACAAUAAAUGAGUCACGGAAUGGUAA
Drosophila yakuba is the source of this 2025-nucleotide messenger RNA. It is a transcript of the gene Stip1, whose product is annotated as stress-induced-phosphoprotein 1. The record is from RefSeq and is a predicted model, not a curated record. The transcript has 4 exons. The coding region runs from base 151 to 1623 and encodes 490 amino acids. Gene Ontology annotation, molecular function: Hsp90 protein binding. Lineage: Eukaryota; Metazoa; Arthropoda; Insecta; Diptera; Drosophilidae.